CUUCCAACACACCCAUACCCCAGUCUCGCCCAUGCUCUCUUUUUUCCACCUCUCUCUCUCUCUCCUUGACCUUCUCUCCUUUCUUUCUUGCUCCUCUUCCCUCUGUCUUCUUAGCCUCUUUUUUCUUUGCACCAGCCUCUUUCUUUCUUGUCUCCUUUGCCACUGUGUUCGUUCUUUCUUUCCUUUUCCUCAUUCUAUUCUUCCUCACUCUCAUCCUACUACUCUCUUUGUUUCUUUCUUUGUUUUUCUCCUCGCCAGCCUCUCUACAGGGCGGGGGUAGGUGGAGUCCUGCCUAGGACUGGAACUACAUCUCCCAUCCUGCCCCGGGGUUCCACCGGAAGGAGCCCGUGAGCUCGGCUAUAAGGGAACGGGAGCGGAGCCCCUCGCCUCUUAAAGGGGCCGCGCCGACACUGGGGACACCUGUCCUGCGGGAAGAGAAACUGGUCCAAUAGAAGAUAUUACUUCACCCACCCUGUCUCGCUAAUAUUCUGGGACCAAUAUGGCUGCAACAACACUGCAUACAAAGCCGUAAAUCCAUCCCUCAAAAACCCUCUACAGACAAUCCAGCUGGAAGAGGUGAAGCCAGGAUGCCCCGGGCAGGCUCAGCCCUCCAGCUGCCCCGAUGAAUGGCCCAGAUGUGUCUGCAAUAUAUAAAGCAAGCUGAACUGGUUUAAGAGCCUUAUCUCUGAAAUCUGCAGGGUCCCACUGGCUGGACUGUUGCCACAAUUUGUUGUUGUAUCUGUUUCUCUUCAAGCUAUUGUGAGCGAAAGCUAAUUAUGUUGCAGAACAGGUAUUGCAGACAGCUUAAGUCAGAAGCAUUUAAUGGUGCAUCAAAUCGACUGAGGCCAUCCAGUACAACUUGGAGGGAUGCAGCAAAGGAUGUGGUUUGUGUGACGAUGCUUCCCUCUGGGCUCUGGCUGUAGGAUGUUGGAGACUCAGGAGCAAGAAGAGCUGACCACGGUGCGUGUUCAGGACCCUCGGCUCCAAAACGAAGGCUCCUGGAAUUCCUAUGUGGAUUAUAAAAUCUUCCUUCAUGGAGCCACCUCUGACCUUUCCCGUCCUCCUGCGUCUCGUUUCACAGACCAACAGCAAGGCCUUUACCGCCAAGACCUCGUGCGUGCGCAGAAGGUACCGCGAGUUCGUGUGGCUGAGGAAGCAGCUCCAGAAAAACGCUGGCUUAGUGUCCGUCCCAUGUCACCUCGUUCCGGCUGUGGAGACCGAGCUGUUUUCCUUCCUCUGCUCUGUUCCCUCAGGCCUGUCCCGGAGCUGCCGGGGAAAUCCACCUUCUUUGCAGGCAGCACCGAUGAGUUCAUUGAGAAACGGAGACAGGGGCUCCAGCAGUUCCUGGAGAAGGUCGUGCAGAACGUGGUCCUCCUGUCGGACAGCCAGUUGCAUCUCUUCCUGCAGAGCCAGCUGUCGGUGCCCGAGAUCGAGGCGUGCGUGCAGGGCCAGAGCUCCCUGACUGUCACGGACGCCAUCCUCCGCUACGCCAUGUCGAACUGCGGCUGGGUGCAGGAAGAAGACACCCGCCCUGCGCUCGUGGCGGGGGCAGAACUCUACGGCAGCUGCGCUGGUCUCGGAAGCCCCCCUGUUCGGAGCUGCCUGAAACCCCCUUCGCGCUGGAGCGACUUCGGCAUGGAAGACAGCCACUCGGAUAGCCUGGAUUCUCCUACGGAGCAGCCGGAGACGGAGUAAGCAGCACGAAGGAUAUUGGGAGCAGCGGCUCUUGCUCUGCGGAGAGCCAAGGAUGGCAGCUGAGUGGCUCCUGUUGGUGCAGGAUUGGGACCCUGCAUGGCACGUGGUCCUCAGCCUCAGCCCGUCUACUCCCAGCCGCUUGUGACCACUUCCUGCCACCUCUGGACGGUCCUCUGACGAGGCAGGUGCUGGGUGAAUACACAGCUGAGCUGUACGAAAAGGGAACCAGUACUUAGUAGAACCUCAGUUUGUUACUCCCCGGGGCUGCGUCAUGCUCUCGUGGGGGGGAACGGUGUGUAGUAGGGGUGGGGGCUGCUUGAAAACAAAAGCCAGCUCCCUUGAUCUUGGCUUGAUCCUCUGUCCCCUUGGAGCUGGGUCAUGGAGGCAGAUGCUCAUCACUGCAGAGAUCCUCCUGGAGCGAUGUUGUCUGGAUCCCUGGGCGGACUUGCUGUCCCUCCUUGCCCAGCAGCAGAUCAGCCAGCUGUCCCAGCAAUGCCCAGUGGAUUCUCGUUCCUAGAACUAGAAUUCAGUCUUUGUAGCAUUGAAAAACCAACGGCCGCGUAGGCACGAGCGGCGCUGCUUUGCACGGCCGAGAGCCACCUUUAAACAGCUCCUCUGGGGCGGCCUCUCCUCAGCUGUGCUGAGCCAGAGACCCACAUGCUGGGUCCUCCUGGCCUGGCUCAGCAUGCAGGCCGCGUGCCGCUGGAAUGAGCCGGUGAGCUUUCCCUGGGGGCUCGAUAUUGCAGGAUUGAUUCCUCCAUUGCGGCAGGGCUGGGGGAAUGUCUUGUGGUGGGACACUGAGGUCAGAAGGUUGGUUGAGCUCCUCUUUUGUGUGGGACACCCCUCAAGCUGGGCUUCCCUGCAGGAGAACAAAUCUUUUGGCUAACCCAGACCUGCCCGAGCCUAACCGCCAACUGGAGCUGAAGAGGGCAAAGGGGGGUGAUCCCUAUUGCCAGCCAUGAGGGAGCAGAACGGAAGAAAGAAUCCCUUAGUAAAGAACGGGCAAUCCCACGCUGCGGCUACCACCAGGGCCUCUCUGCUUGCAGCCUGUCGGGUCCAUUUACUCUGCUGCUCCUCAGCCCCUCCUCUGGCAUUGGCAUGGCUCAGACGGCCGAGCUGAGGUGCUCUGGCCUGCAAUAAAUGAGAAGCACAUGAGACACUGGGUGCUGGUGAUUUAUGUCUGGCGGGGUGGGGAAGAGACCAG
Molecule: messenger RNA, 2899 nt
Organism: Mauremys mutica (yellowpond turtle)
Lineage: Eukaryota; Metazoa; Chordata; Testudines; Geoemydidae
Gene: SNX11
Product: sorting nexin 11
Exons: 8
Coding region: 925-1695 (256 amino acids)
Biological process (GO): intracellular protein transport
Molecular function (GO): phosphatidylinositol binding
Source: RefSeq, a predicted model, not a curated record